AUUCCGAUUAAAGAAGAAAUGGAUGAGUCAAAUGCCACAUUCAAUCCAUCAGUACUCAUUGCACGUACACGUACCGAAUCGGUAAUUGACCGUUCGUCACCUUACAAUAUUAUUGAAACAAGUACCGAUGAAGAAGACAAUGAUGACGAUACCGAAAGUACUAGGUCAGCGAAGUCCUUGGAGAUUGACCAUGAGAGUAUAUUAAAUGAAGAAAAAGAACACUUCUCUCCAACACCGAGCUUGACAUCAGGAGCAGAUGUCUACAUGGACGCUAUGGAUGAUUUUGAUGAUGGUCAAUCAGAUGGCUCGUUAACACCAAUACACUAUGGAUCAUUUUCCAAGGAGACGAUCGAUUUAUUUGCCGCAAAUAUACAUCGAAUUGAUAAAGAUGUAGCCAGAUGUGACCGAAAUUAUCCGUACUUUAUGAAUUUAAACAAUCUGAAAAAAUUACGAAAUAUCAUGUGCACAUACGUCUGGAAUAAUUUAUCUAUUGGUUACAUUCAGGGCAUGUGCGAUCUUGUUGCCCCACUAUUAGUUCUCUUCGACGAAGAAGUCAUGACUUAUAGUUGCUUUUGUCAUGUAAUGAAACGUUUGUUGCCAAAUUUUCCACAUGGCACCGGCAUGGAUGAACAUUUCGGACAUAUGCGUUCAUUAUUACAAAUCCUUGAUUUCGAACUCUACGAACA
Adineta ricciae is the source of this 686-nucleotide messenger RNA. The record is from the annotation of a GenBank genome assembly. NCBI's taxonomy places the organism in Eukaryota, Metazoa, Rotifera, Eurotatoria, Adinetida, Adinetidae.